Molecule: messenger RNA, 3258 nt
Organism: Medioppia subpectinata
Lineage: Eukaryota; Metazoa; Arthropoda; Arachnida; Sarcoptiformes; Oppiidae
Source: the annotation of a GenBank genome assembly
AAAAAUGACGAUUACGUCAAUAGUAACGGUUUGGCUGCGGUAAACAACUUUGGUAUUGGAGGUGCAAACGCACACGUGUUGCUCGGACCCAACCCUAAAGUGGGAACGAGUGAUGGACUGAGAAUUGCGGAAACGAUUCCCAGAAUUGUUAACAUUUGCGGCCGAACUGAAGAUGCGGUCAAAUAUGUGAUGGAUUUCAUACAAAACAACCCAAAGAAAGUGACGAAUGACUUUUUGGCACUUUUGGCACCCGUUAUGAGAUUUACACCCGAUAUUAAUUCAGGCGGAAUGCCGUUCAGAGGAUCAAUGAUAAUAUCGAAGAUAUCGGAAGCAAACAAUGAAACAAAAUAUGAAUAUAAAAGACAAAUAGGAGUAAUGAAAGGCAAAACAAUAAGACCUUUAUGGGUACUGUUUCCGGGUUUGGGCGGACAAUGGCCUGCAAUGGCAAAGGCUUUGAUGUCAAUCAAGAUAUUCGCCGAUAAAGUGGAAGAAUGCCAUCAAAUACUACACGAAUUCGGUGUCGAUUUGAAACACAUGUUGUUAUCAGAAGACAAGACAGCGAUGUCUUCAAUGACUGCAAAAUUCUGUUCGACGACUGCUAUAGAGAUAGCGUUGUUUGAACGCUGGACAUCACACUUGGACAUCACACCCGACGGUAUAAUUGGCCACUCGUUUGGAGAGAUAGCCUGUGCUUACGCUGACGGGUGUCUCACCACAAGUGAUGCAAUGGUCGUCACGUACUUCAGGGGAGCCGUCAUUGAAAACGAUAAUAAAAUUCCCAAAGGAUUGAUGGCCGUCGUUGGCCUCCCUAGUCAUGAGGCCAUUAAAGUUUGUCCUAAAGGGGUAUACGUUGCCUGUAAUAAUGCAAAGGAUACUGUCGUUGUUUCCGGUACAAAAAAUGAAAUGCAAACACCUAUGAUUGAAGCUAUUAAGAAAUAUAUACCAAACCCAAAACUCCGGUCUCAGAAAUGGGUGUCCACUUCACUCAUGACAACCGAUCCCGACGAUCAAGCUUUGGAAUACGCUUCGGCCGAGUAUUUUGUAUACAAUCUACUUUAUCCGGUUCAGUUUUACGAUCGGCUUAAAUAUCUGCCUUCGGAUGCAAUUGUCUUAGAAUUAGGUCCGCAUUCAUUGUUUGGCAAAAUAGUGACCGAAACUCUCGACAACUGUACUUAUAUUUCGCUCAUUAAAAAGGGUUUAAACAAUACAAAUCUGGGAACUCUAUUCAAUGGAUUAGCAAAGUUAUAUGAGGCGGGCGUAAACAUGUCAGUUGAGAACUUGUAUACAAAAGUAGAGUGGCCUGUGGUACGAAGCACUCAAUCAAUAAGUUCUAUUGUUCGAUGGGAACAUAACAAACAAAUUCCAUUUGGUUUAUAUCCUAAGAAAUACAACCUGUCGACUGCUAGUGAUUACAAUUACACAUUCGACCCUGUUAAUUAUCAGAAAAAUAAAUUUUAUUUGGAUCAUUGUGUUGAUGGUAACGCCAUAUUCCCAGCGGCCGGUUAUUUAAUGCUCGCGUGGCGAAAAUUAGCCGCAGGUUUGGGUCGUUACUGGUAUGACGUGCCCGUAGUGUUUGAAAACGUACAGUUUAAACGACCCGUGUUUUUAAAUGAAUUGGUUAAAACUGUUUUUACAGUGAGAUAUUUGCCUCAAACCGACGAGUUCUGUGUGUUAGAGAGCGAUAACGUGUGUGUUGUGGGGAAAGUGCGGGCUCAAAACAACGAGGUGCUACUUACGCCGAAUGCUAUAUUUGAGAGACAGAAACAGAUGGCCCGUUGUCAGUACUCACUCGACAAGAAAGACAUAUAUAAAAAGUUAAGAGUUCUGGGCCUCGACUACGGACCGCACUUUCAACGCCUCCGACGCAUUCAAACCAACGAUUUCCGCGACAUUUAUGGCAUCAUUGAAUGGGACGGAAAUUUUGUCACAUAUUUGGAUUCAAUGCUUCAAUCGGCGUUAUUUAUUCACCCUAAUUGUGUAAUAGUAGUUCCGGUGAUGAUCCGUACUGUACGCGUGGAUCCCCGAAUCCUAUUUAACGCACUCAGAGUGAACCAUAAUUUAAAUCACCAUAGUGAUGAUGACACAAUUACGCUAUUAUCUAACCCGGCAAGUGUACUACCGGACAAUGAUAGUGCUAAAUAUCCACGAGGGUUAAAUAAUUUGAACAAUGCGUUUAACCGUCGUUUCUGCAUUUUUUCAGCCAAAAUGCCAUUUCAUUUCAAUAGAAAAUCUAAACGAUUUGUGGCAAACGGCCUGGAAAUGGAGGGAGUCAUUAGUCAGCCAAUAACGCGCCGCACAGACGUCGAGAAUAUUGUGUUAGAAUCAGAUAUGAAUAAAAUAGUAAAUGAAAUAAUUGAGAAACCGGAAUACGAAUUAAGUAAAGAUAUGAUAAAUCAAAUCCAAAAGAAUGAACGACUUAUCCGAUCGCUCGUUGAUAUCGUUUGCGAAAACUUUAUUACAACUAAAGAGUUAAAAGUGACGGAAAUAAACAUGACUUCCAAUCUAUUGGCUAAAGAAGUCGAACAAAAUAUUAAACAAUUCAAACUCUUUCCCUUUCAUGUCGACUAUAAACUUGUGGUGAAAUCAAAACAAGAUAUACACAAGACUUAUGGCAAUUGGAUUGUCAAACCGGGCGGAGAGAACUUUCGUUAUAUCUUCCAUAUGGACACCAAUACUGUCACUAACAUUGACUUUAAUACAAAACCUUAUUCUGAUAUAUUGGCCAAUAAUUUAGUCGCCAAUGUUAUCAAAGGGGGAGAACUGGGAACUUAUAGACACUUUAAACUUCCCGCAGAUUACGAUAAAAUAGAAUCAAAUGAAUAUCAUUUAAAUUUUGGACAAAUUCGUCGUAUGCCAAUUCGAGAUGAUGAUACGUUUUCCGAUUGUGUGUUGGGCACUGAAUACGUAGGCCGUAGGGCCGACACCGGGGAACGUGUGAUGGGUAUGGAGUCCGGCCGCACUUUUGCCAACUCUGUUAAGGCGACCGAUAAGUAUAUGACUACUGUUCCCGAGCACUGGUCAAUGGCAGAAGCGGUUACUGUUUUGAGUGCAUAUAGUACUGUUCACUACGGGCUCAUAAAAAAAGCUUACCUUAAAAAAGUAAUACUACCGUAUGACGCCGCACAUAGGUACAUGCACUUAUAUCUGAGUUUAAAACAAGAGAUGCACCUUAGGCUUACCAGACGUCUAGUUUUAGACUGGAUUGUUCAGUUUUUGAUGGUCCUGUCCAGUGUCCAGUGCAGGGGUAAAACUGGACAU